Messenger RNA from Gambusia affinis (western mosquitofish), 1802 nucleotides. RefSeq names its product tumor necrosis factor ligand superfamily member 15-like. Lineage: Eukaryota; Metazoa; Chordata; Actinopteri; Cyprinodontiformes; Poeciliidae. The transcript is spliced from 4 exons. Gene Ontology annotation, biological process: immune response. Gene Ontology annotation, cellular component: membrane. Gene Ontology annotation, molecular function: tumor necrosis factor receptor binding. The record is from RefSeq and is a predicted model, not a curated record. The coding region runs from base 216 to 980 and encodes 254 amino acids.
AUUCCAACCAGGCAGAUUUUUUUUUACAUACUCCGGGAACAUCAAAGCCCUCAGAAACAGGAAGUUCUGGUGUAAUUUUCUACUCUGGGUGAAACUCAUUUUUAAUCGAGACUCUUUUCAAUGGAGCGCGGCUUUCAACGUGGGCGAAAAGUGCAGAUAAAUGGAGGUUGUGCCAGGCAGUCGGGACUUGGUCCGCGAAUAGGAACACACAAGACAUGGAGGAGGAGAACAGCUGCCGGUGUGACUACGAGGGAGGAGCGGAGGCAGAGGCAGAGUCAUGCCUUCUGUGCCAGAAGAGCCGACACAUUCAGCUCCAUAGGGAAAGGCACCGACGACGGAUGGCCCAGUUUGUGGCAGCGGCGCUCCUUCUGCUGCUUUGCGGAAUUCUGGCGGUAUUCCUUACGCUCAGACUAGAGAGGCCGUGCGACUGUGCUACUGACAGUCAGACCAAGUCUGAGUCUGACAGCCAGUCAUCAGGUGUUGCUGAAAAGCUGCAACAACCUCAAAGUGCACAGAGGCUUCCGAGCGCCAUGUUGACAGCUCCAUAUGGUAACAACACGAAUGGAAGAUAUCUUCUUUGGCAACACACAUUAGGGGAGGCGCACAUUGAUGGAGGUUUCAGUUACUCCAACGGGAGUCUGACGGUGCCCAGAAAGGGCCUCUACAGAGUCUUCCUGCAGGCCCUCUAUGAUGUUGAGAGCAGUGACUGUGGUGGUUCAACUUUCCUGGUGCUCUCUAGCUGGUUGUAUGUCUUCAGACAAGGUGAUGGAAAGGACCGACCGCUCCUGACAGCAGUGGAUACAGUGGCUUGCAAGCACACUGUAAAAAAAUCUCUCUUCACAUCUGGCAUAUUUAAGCUGGAUAUUAAUGACAAAUUACAUGUAACGUCUUCUCAUCCAAACCUUAUGCGUAAAAAUGAUUUCCAGUCAUUCUUUGGCGCUCAGCUCGUGUUCGAUGAUUGGUCAGUUAGUGGCUCCUGAGUCCAACGAUGCAGUUGCUUCAAUAAAGGUUGAACGCACCAGUGCAGGUUUAUACUUUAACUAGUCCACCUCUGUAGCGCCGAGUAGAACCUUCUCAGCAGCAGGUUAGCUUCCUUUCGACAUUUUCUUUUCACUAACAGCUGCCACAACACUGAUGCAAUUAAACUACACUAAUCAGUAACAAUUUAUUUGAAGUGUGCAUAACACUGACAUGACACUGUCUCAAACACAACACGACACCUGUUAUGGAGUCUUUAUGACUGCUGUCAUGAAGUGUCAGUUGGUAAAUAAUUGUACUAAAAAUAGAAUGUAAAAUCCAUUAAAAGUGUCAUUAUUUACCAAACGACACUUCGUGACCAUAACCAUUCAUGUUCGUAACUGGUGUUACGAAUAAAGCGUUACCCACUAAUCUAAUAUGUCAACUUUACAGCGCAUUCCAUUCUGUGUUAAAUCUCCUACUAUAUUUUAUAUUUUACAUUUAUUAUAUCACAUAUUAUGCUGGGAUAAAAUAUUUUUCUGUUUCUAGAAAGCUUUUAAUUUAUUCUAAUUUAACAUAAAGGGACAUGUAUUAUUGGGCUUGCAUCAGGCUGGGAGUUAUUUUAUUUUGUUUUUUUUGUUAUUGUUUACUAUAAGUCUGGAGUCUUGAAGUGACUCACUGGCCACUUGUCAUGAAGCAAGUAGCCAAGGGGGAUUUGUUUUUGCCUUGUACACGUGGUGAAUGUCUCAUUAAGCAUUCAUUUUUAUGACAUGAUUUAUGACAAGCAUGACUUUGUUUAUUUUUAGUAGCAAAUGUGUACAAAUAAAUUAAUUGCAUAAAUCUGA